CAGACGCUGAAGGAGGGAUGGUUGGAAGCAUCUUCCCUGCUUUAUUGGCUGUGUCCCUCUUUGCGAUCACCGCUUGUUUCUUGAUUCUGUGUACUCUUUGCCAAAGGCUGCAAGAAAAGAUAAUAUGAACUGAUGAAAUGAUUGUACUGCCUGAUGAUGCAUUGCAUCUCUUUUUCGUCAUUCAGGAAGAACAGGAUCCCUCUUCAGGACGGUGAAUUGCUAGCGGAAGCAACUCUAUUGAGACAGAUUGAGCUUUUGCCCCUUAGGGGCUCAGUCACAAAGCUGCAGAUCCUCGACAAGACAAAUUCCAGAGCAAAGAAUCUUAGCCCAGCCAGUGUCAACAUCCAUUGCGAAGACGAUGGGACCGUAUCCAGUUGCAGCUUUGUCAUCCUUCCCCAAAGGCAGCUGCCACAGCCUCCGUCAGUAGAUCUAAUAUCUCCUGAGGAGACUUACUCCAACCUGACCUUCCCAGAACAAACCCAGGAGGUGUUGUAUGAAGCCGUUGACCUGAAAGAAGACAAAUGGGGGGAGCCCAGCUCUGUCGCUGCCAAGGGCAAAGAGGACCAUAGUGUGGCAGAUGGGUACGCCAAGGUGCAGAAAAGGAAGAAGAAGAAGAAUGCAGCCGAGACAGAAGGGAUGCCCAAACAGGCACUACAAGAGUCAAGCCCUACAGAGACGGCUUCAGCUCCUUCAACACUGAAGCUGGAGGAAAUGUAUGCAGUCGUGUGCAAAGAGAAGAAGAAAAAAGGAAAGAACGGUGUGGUACUUGGCGAAAACAGGAGACCCCAAGUGGAGACAAGUCACGGAAAUUGCCAUGUGGCAUCUCUUGCUCAGGGAUCUGAUGGCAUGGCAGAGCAUCCUUCCUCAUUGUUCCAGCCUCACAUGAUUGAACCCUGCUAUGAGUCUGUUAGCUGUGAAUCCUGGGCAGACGUUGGCAAGAAGGAAACCGAAGAACCAGCCUAUGAGACUGUAGAUACACACUGGAAAAAACCAAGGAAAAAAAGAAAGUCAAAGAACAACACUGCAGCAGAAAACUUGUAUGAAAGCAUUGACAACUUGGCAUUUCAGUUCUAGAAUUGAAACCUGACUCCCUUCAGGGGGGUAUUUCUUGAUUGUUGAAAUGAAUAGAUGAACUUAGUGCAAAGUAAUUUGAAAUGCCAUUGCAUGUCAGCUGUUUGUAGCAGUCAAAUACUAAUUUCCACUUCAUGGUAUUUGUCAUAGGCUACGAAAUGUUGGCUACCCUUUGCUAGAUAUUGACAAAUAUUGACUGCUAUGGCAAUAUCAACAGAUAUCAAAUGCGGAUAUUCAGCACUGAAUAUGCAUGGAAUAUUAGUACAUCCAGCAGAUUGGUUUUGCUAUCAAAAUUCACUGUCAAGGAAACUUUUGGAGUGGUGGAGACAGAGGGAUUUUUCAGCUCUAUCUCAAACUCCAGUUUAUUUUGUACUUACCCAAGUCUUGACGCAGCGCUAAGAACUCAGUAUCCUAACCCUACAUAAGAGAGGUUGGGAAAUAAUACUGAUUCAGUGGACUUGCAUUCUCAACUCUCAGGGAGAAAAAAAACAGAAUUCUCCAUUUCUUUGCUUCUAUUUGCUUUCACCUUGCUUUGAACAAAGAAUAGAAACUAUGACUUGUGAAACUAUAAAGAAGCUCCAAUUUUUCUGCAAACGCAUUUACUGUAUUUGUUUUGCAAUAAACAUUAGAACAUGAA
Messenger RNA from Sceloporus undulatus (fence lizard), 1708 nucleotides. RefSeq lists its product as uncharacterized. The transcript is spliced from 5 exons. The coding region runs from base 154 to 1074 and encodes 306 amino acids. The record is from RefSeq and is a predicted model, not a curated record. NCBI's taxonomy places the organism in Eukaryota, Metazoa, Chordata, Lepidosauria, Squamata, Phrynosomatidae. Gene Ontology annotation, biological process: T cell receptor signaling pathway; B cell receptor signaling pathway.